This is a messenger RNA of Funneliformis geosporum, 147 nucleotides long. Lineage: Eukaryota; Fungi; Glomeromycota; Glomeromycetes; Glomerales; Glomeraceae. The record is from the annotation of a GenBank genome assembly.
AUGAGUGGGCACGAAUCACGAGAGCUACGUAGUAACAAAAAAAAUAAAGAGAUCUCUAAAACAAAAGAAGUAACAACAACAAAAAAAGCAAUAAAAACAAAAAAGAAAGUUAAAAAAACAAGAAAAUCAAAAACUGAAAUGGAACUU